ACUAAUAAACUGAGAAAACUGAACCAAGACUUCGACAAUAGAAUCAAAUAUCGAUACAGCUCAUGGAUAAAGAUACUUACACUGCUGUGACGUUUUUUAAAAACUUUCUGGUUAAGCGUUAUGGUCAAGUGGCUUUAUACGUUCAAAUGAACAGGAAAACAUUUAUUUUCAAUCAGGCGAUAAAAGAGCAGACUCUUCCUUCUGUGGAUUAGAGACUUGCUUUAUUUUUUUGUAAGAAUAACUAGUUCAAUUCUGUAACACAAUCGAGCUGGUAAAAGGUAAUGAAGGAAAACUUCCUUUUCAGUAAUGAAAGUCAUUUGAACAGAAUUAAGACAUUAAAAGUUAUCAAUAUUUAUAGGUUGGCUCUGAAAUAAAUCUAGUUUCUAGAAUACACUUAAAACAUCUGGAACAGGUGCAAUUUAUUUUCAGUGCUAGCCAAACAUAGGAGUUGUAUCGUACAGUAUGGUGACAUGGUAGUUACUUAGAAACUUUUUUAAAAUUCGUGAUUUGAAAUUUGAUUUUCCGUGAACGAUGUUUUUCUGACUUCACGAUAUUGCUACGUUUCAAUUGCGUAAUAAUUUUUAUAGUAUUGUAUUAUGUGGGUUUCUUGGCAAUAUUUAAUUUAUUUUUGUGACUUGGUUCAACCGUCGGUUGAAGUAAACGGUAAAAAGGCUUUGUACUUUUAUACAAACCAAAUUUGCAUGAAAAUGGACAAAUUCAACAUCACCCUUCAUGACUUGCUGAAGGUGCUACAAAUCUUCUUCUUUGAGUUUUAUUUUAUUGGCUCGACACUCGGCUUAUUUGAGUAGCUCUGAAACUCAUUAUACCGUAACUCAACUCAUUCGGUACCAGAUCGAACCCACAAGAUCUACGCCUAAUAUUUUUCUUUUCGAUCAGAAAAGUAAUACUUUUCGCUGUUCCUCGUUUGACAAAUUCAUGUUAUAGUAGGAAAGAAAAAGAAUGGAUAUUUUAUACUGGGGUUCAUACCAAGCACUGAGUCACGGUGUCAUAAUUACGUGACAUGCAAUCGCGAUUACGGUUGAAAGACUGGAACCGAUUAUUCCAAAAUCCGCCAAAACUUUGACGUUAAUUUUCGCUUCCUCGGUUGAUGCCUGAGACAGUUGAAUUAUUUAUUGGGGUCGUAUAGACUAUAACAUAAUUUCUGAGAAUAAUGAUGAGCUCCGUAGCACGAAGAGGUCGUGGUAUUUUGGUGGUGUUCGAAGGCUGCGAUCGAAGUGGGAAAUCGACACAGUGUAGAAUGCUUGUAGAUUACUUGAAAUCGAUUGGAAGAGAUGUAGCUCAUUUGCGUUUUCCAGACAGAACAACGGCCAUAGGACAAUCUAUUAAUGAUUAUCUUCAAGGAACAACAGAGUUAGAAGAUCAUGCCAUUCAUUUACUGUUCUCUGCCAACAGAUGGGAGUCGGUACCAAGAAUAAAGCAACUAUUAGACAAUGGAACCUUUGUAGUUGUGGAUCGUUAUGCUUUUUCAGGAGUUGCUUUUACAGCAGCCAAGGGCUACGAUGUGACGUGGUGUAAGAAUCCUGAUCGGGGCUUGCCAGAUCCUGAUUUAAUAUUCUAUUUAGACAUCUCAACAAAAGAUGCACAAACUAGAGGAUCUUAUGGGGAGGAAAGAUAUGAGAAGGCUGAAUUCCAAGAACGAGUCGCUGAGAUUUAUGAACAACUUAAAAGUAAUGACUGGAAGGUGGUAGACGCUAUGAAAGACAAAAAUGAAAUUCAUGAGGAGAUACGGAAUACUCUUCUUGAACUUGAAGAACAAUUCAGCAAGACACCAUUGAAACGUCUUUGGACAAAUGAAAGCUGAUUGCUGGCAACUAAUUUAUAUCGAUGUUGUCUUGAAGAACUUGGAGAAGAAAUGACUCUAAGGAUCAAAAUAGAUAAGGAUAUCUGUGGGAGAUACCUGUGAAAUUCUUGGUUUGAUAAUUGAACGCACGUGAAUAAAUUGAGGAAGAAAAA
This is a messenger RNA of Pocillopora damicornis (cauliflower coral), 1974 nucleotides long. RefSeq names its product thymidylate kinase. Gene Ontology annotation, biological process: dUDP biosynthetic process; dTTP biosynthetic process; dTDP biosynthetic process. Gene Ontology annotation, cellular component: cytoplasm; cytosol; nucleus. The record is from RefSeq and is a predicted model, not a curated record. Gene Ontology annotation, molecular function: ATP binding; dTMP kinase activity; nucleoside diphosphate kinase activity. Lineage: Eukaryota; Metazoa; Cnidaria; Anthozoa; Scleractinia; Pocilloporidae.